This is a messenger RNA of Kluyveromyces marxianus DMKU3-1042, 309 nucleotides long. It is a transcript of the gene CWC21, whose product is annotated as U2-type spliceosomal complex subunit CWC21. NCBI's taxonomy places the organism in Eukaryota, Fungi, Ascomycota, Saccharomycetes, Saccharomycetales, Saccharomycetaceae. The record is from RefSeq and is a predicted model, not a curated record. The transcript has a single exon. The coding region runs from base 1 to 309 and encodes 102 amino acids.
AUGUCAUACAAUGGUAUCGGACUUUCCAGUGCCAAGGGAAGCAGUACGUCUGGAUAUGUGCAACAAUCUUUAGCUUUUAACGCUAAAAGGCAAAAUACAAAAACGGAACCAAAAAAGGCAGAUACUCAUGAGCAACGAACUUUUGUCCAAGAUGAGUCAAUCAUCUCACAUAAAGCCAGAAGGGAAAUCGAGGUUUUGGUUUCAGAAUACCGUGAUACAUUGGAGGAUGACCCCGCAGAGCUUUCCGAUGAUACAAUUGAAAAAAAAUGCGAAGAGUAUCGGAACUCAUUGUUGACCCGCAAGGGCUGA